GUGUGAGAACAUCAAGCUUUGCGACCAGCUGUGUUACAACCUUCACGACGGGACCUUCGAGUGUACCUGCCGACAGGGAUACACGCUGGAGGCAGACGGAUACAGUUGCACGCGCAUGAACUACACCAAGCUGGAGUCGUCGAUCCUCUACGAGAAGGAAGCGUCGUUCGUGGCUGUUCUUGAGGACGACAACAACAACAACGACGACAACAACAAUGGGGAGGAUGACGACGACCAGGGUCACCCCAACGCCCUCGCCUCCUCCUCCUACUCUUCCUCCUCCUCCUCGUCCUCCUCCUCCUCCUUCGACAACCAGGACUACAACCAACUAAUUGACCGCGCAGAUAUUCUCAACUACGAUAGGUACAAGAUGCUGAGAGAGGGACAAGGACAACUGCAGCUGGAGAUCGAAGGGGUGGAGAUGGGGAUUGAAGGGGAGGUUGGGGAGGAGCUUGAGGAGCGCUACCUCACCUCCCCAGGCCCCAACCUCGAGCAGAAGGUCCCCUCUGCUCUCCCCAACCUUCGGGCGACCCAAAGCCUGACCUCCAUGUGCCCGCUGGAGUGUGGUCUGGGGCGGUGCCAACUCGACGCCGCCGCAGGAGUGCCACGCUGCCUGUGUCCCCUCAGCCGCGGCGGACGCUACUGCCACCCUGGCGUUCACAUCGAGACGGCGCGCUUCCACGGCUCCUCCUGGGUCGGAUUCUCGCCGCUACGGGAGGCCUACAGGGACGUGCAGCUGACGGUGGAGUUCAAACCGGAGGGCGGCGAGGGCGUCCUGCUGGUGUCGGGAGAAAAUGAUGACCUCUCCGGGGACUUCAUGGCGGCCGUGCUUGUGGGGUCCUUCGUAGAGUUCAGGUGGGACUGUGGGUCUGGCGCCGGCUCCGUGCGUUCCCCCGAGGCUGUGGCGCUGGGGGAGUGGAACCGCCUGACUGUGUACCGCCACCGCUGGGACGUGUGGCUGCAGCUGAACGACGGACACCACGUACAGGGACGCUCUGAGGGCUUGUUCUCACGCAUCACCUUCCGCGAGCCUCUCUACGUGGGCGGCUCCAACAACCUGACGUCCCUAGCGCCGCGGCUGGGCGUGACGGAGGGGCUGCGCGGGUGUGUGCGGCGCUUACAAGUGAAUGACCAUGUGUACAGGUUCCGUCGAAGUGACCCUCUGCGUGAACCCAACCUCUCCGCCGACUACGCUGCGCUGGACGGCUGGGGCAUCACCGAGUGCAUAGGAGACGCCUGCAGUGAGGUGGAGUGUCAGCACGGAGGGAAGUGCGUCGCAUCCACCCCUCCGCCUCCACUCGCCCCCCACAACCUCUCCUUCCCCACCCACACCACCCCCACUCCCCCGCCCUUCUUUGCCUCCCCUACCCCCACCCCGACCUGCCUCUGUCCCCUCGGCUACUCGGGUGAAUACUGCGAGAAACAACUUAACCUUGAGGUUCCUUCCUUCAAUGGCUCGUCCCACCUGGUGUUCCCUGCGCUGGGGGGCUCGGUGCUGUCCUGGCUGGAGGUGGAAGUGGUGUUCCGCAUGGCGUCCACCGAGGGAGUGCUGCUGUACGAGGGCCACCGCUCAGAUGGCACCGGAGACUUCAUAGCCCUGACGCUGGCCCGGGCACACAUCCUCUUCACCAUCGACCUUGGCUCUGGGGCGCUGACUCUGAGGUCUGAGUACCCCAUUCGGCCGGGCAUGUGGCACUGGGUUAGGGUGUCGCGGACUGGGCGGCGGGCGUGGCUGUACGUGGAUGACCAGCCAGUGGUGAGCGGCCUGACCCCUGGCGGCUUCACCAUGCUGUCCCUCUCCCACCCUCUCUAUCUUGGAGGGAUCCCGUCCACCUCCGCCUCACAGCCCAUCCUGCCCGCUGCUGUCCCCUUCACCGGCUGCGUACAGAAGCUGGCACUCAACGGCCGUCCAAUCCACUUGGUGUCGGGGGCUGUGUCAGGGAGCAACAUAGCGUCCUGCGACCACCCGUGUUCCCAGCGGCCCUGCGACAACGGCGGCGUGUGUGACCCCCAUGGCGCCUCCUACUCCUGCCGCUGUCCCCUGGGUUUCAAGGACGCCCACUGCCGCAGCCGUGUGGUGACUCAGGCCGCCACACCCAGUUUCAGCGGACGGUCCUUCCUCAAGUAUGAUGACCCAGAGAUCCUGAAGAGAGUCUCCGGGGACAAGCUGCACCUGUGGCUACGCUUCCGCUCCGAGGCCCCGGACGGACUGCUGGUGUGGGCAGGAGAGGGGCGGGGCACUGAGGGCGGGGACAGGUCUGGAGGAGGCUUGCUGGGGCCCCCGACAGGCGACUCCCUCACCCUGGGUUUGCAGGACGGGCGGUUGGCGCUCACCUAUAACCUCGGCUCUGGCUUUGCACACCUGACCUACAACAACACUGGCCGCCUGGACGAUGGACAGUGGCACAACCUGAAGAUCAGCAGGUACGAGCGUGAGGCGCGGCUGUGGGUGGACGGAGGAGAGGCCGGGGUGGUGCUGGCCCCUGGCGACCUGGUGCAGCUAAACCUGGACUCUGCUCUAUACAUUGGUGGCAGAGAGGGCGCCCUGAGCGGCAGCAUUGGCGGCGGCUUCCCUGGCCUGCGCGGCUGUGUGGCAGACGUCAUCCUGGCCACCGACUACCACGUGGACCUCAUCACACAGGCUGCCGCCGGCCAGAACAUUGACUACUGCUGACCCCCGGCUGGCACAGACCGGGGCGGCGGUGGCGGCGGCAGAGCUGGUGGUGGAGGUGGUGAGCAUCAGGAUGAGUGGCGGGUGCUGUUGGGUGGAGGUGGGCUGGAGGAGGGACUCUGGCUGUAGGAAGGAAGGAAGGUCACUGGGGAGGAAGGCUGAAGGAGUGGCAGGGUCUGACGGAUGGUUCUUGAGAGGAAGGAAACAUCUGUGCAAGAAAGUUACAAUAUGCCUUCUGAAUAAAGACCCUUCCAGCAAGUAGAGGCUUCUGUGAGGAAACAACAGCAUUCGUUAGAGGGGAAACAUGACAAAACUGAUUCCUUUUAAAGAAAAUCAAAUUAAAGCAAUUGGGAAGCUGAAUGAUUGCACUGAAAACACAAUAUCUUCACAGUAAACUGUAGGAGGAAAAAUGUGGCUACAGACUAAUAAACCAAAAGCCAAGCAAGAUUUGGUGAUAAAGAGAAAGAGCAUGAACUGUGCCUCUGAAGGGAAACAUUCACACGAAGCCCAGUGAAGCAGGAGGCUGGCGUCUCUGACCUCUGACCCCGUGACCCGUGGUGGCAGCAAGCACAGUCAGCUGCGGCACAGCAUGGCACAGCACAGCACAGCACAGCACGCAGGGAGAUGCACGUAGCUGAAACAGUAACCUUAAUAAAUGCCAUAGUAAUAAUAAUGUAAUGUAGCUGUGUACCGGAUGAAGGUGUGAGGCUCAUCCAGAGAGGUUUUUAAGAAGCUUAGACUGUUACUUUAGCAUGGCAGCGGCAAGGCUAGCGAGCGUGUGUGGUUUUGCUUGUGCGUGAGUUUAGCGGCACGCAGCAGAGUUUGUCCAGGAGUCUUGCGUUCCUUCCUUCACUGUUAGGCUGAGAGAAUCAUUAUUAUUGGUUACAUUUGUUGUACAAACUUCACUUUACUUUCUCUCCUUGUUUUUAGUGACCUGUAGUCAUGUGAAUACCCUAGACAUGCGUGUGCGUGUAGCAGCGCACACACCAGUGCGUAUAUACAUGUAGGUGGUCAUAGCUGACUCGAGUGUACACACACACACACACACUACAUCUCUCACACACACAAAGUUUUGUAUACCAAACAACACACAUGAUCCAUGUGCAUGUAUGUACCUGGGAAAGUCAUUGUGCACACGUGUACACAUUGUCAUCGUGCAUCGCAUGUGUGCGAGUGUGUGCAACUGUAUAUGUAUAAAUGCUUACAUGUGUGUAUAUAUGUGUAUGUAAGCUUGUGACUGUAUAACUCAUAAAUAAUAACAAUAUUAAAGUAAUUAAUUAAGACACUUAAGUAGAGGUCACAAUUGGAAUAGGUUGACUAUUUUGAACUUUUCUUUUCACUGCCAAAGGAAAAGAAUAUCUUCUCACUAAUUUGAAAUUCAAGCAAAGAGUUCAGUAUACUCGUGGAUGUGUGCGUGUGUGUGUGGCGUACAGUGUGCCAUCCUGGCCUGCCUUAGUGACAGACAGGCUGGGCACAACCACAAGCAACACACAUACAUCCACACAGUAACAUGCCUGUACUCACCACCACCACCACAAUCUCUCACUUAUUAUAUCACUACAGAAUCUUAGGAGAAGCUGCACCCUUGUCCAUAGUGCUAAGUGACUCAUGAGACAUAGAAUAAAUGUUCAAUCUCACAAACUAUGAACCGACUUCAAACUUGAAGAGAAUUCCAAGAUAAGAACUUUAGAACUAUGAAGACUUGAGGGAAGACUUAGAGAACAUCAUCCUUUGUCCUCAGUGGUUGAACCAGGACAAGAAAUCCGCUAGAUCAGGGCUAUUCAAUUCACUCAGGUCUGGGGCUGGGAAAACUUUACUAAUAACAUGCAUAUGCCUAAAUUCAUAUCAAUUUUAUAUCGACCACGUACUCAAAAAAAGCAAAAAUAAGUCACGUAUUUACUCAAAAAACAUUUAACUAUGGACUUAUGCAUAUGGUAAAGCAAAAUAAUUAAACUGUUGACGUUUAAUACAUGUAAGAGUCAAUGAAGAGAUAGCACUAAGGAUUGCCCAGGAGCCACCAAUUGAAUAGCCCCGCCCUAGACAGGUAACGAGCCUCGCCUGCCCGUGUUCACCUGGCAGCCGCGGGUGGUGGGUGGUGGGGCUCCCAGCACAGUGAGGCAAACGCUGCUCCUUCAGGGUAACUUUGUACAUAAGGGAUCUAUACGGACACCCGGAAAGGCGGUGAAAUACUAUAUAUCCUUUAACUACUAUACAGAAGAGUGAAUAUGUGAUUACUAUGGUUAAAUAUAUGUCCUUUGAAGGUAAUUGUCAAUGUGUGUAAAUUUAUUCUCUCCCUCAACCAUCCAUUCUCACUUUUGCGCUCUCUCAUCUCUGUCUCUCAUUUCUUUCUCUCUCAUCUCGUCUCUUGUCUCUUUCUCUCUCUCAGCAUCAACAGAACACCUUCUCCUCUACCUCUGCAGCUGUGCUAACCUUCACAAAGACACUAAAAUAUCAGACAUGUAAACUUUAAGUACAGUUAUUGAAAUAAUCCCCAUUUAGUACUAUUUAAUUAACAAUCAACAUAUCAUUUUGUAAUAGUGAUGAUGACGGUAAUAUUUACUAUGUAAUACUACUACUUAGUGGUUUAAUCAAGAAAAUAGUGCCUAUAUAUUUGUUUUUACCUUGCGUACACGACUCAGGAGGGCGCGGCAAAACCCGGCCUCGCACGGCUCUGUCCUUCCUCUGUGUGACGGCACGAGGCACCCCAAGGGCCGUCCUGGCAGCACAAAGCCCUCUAGUGCACAUGACUUGGGAGGGUGCAGCAACCCCGGCCUCGCACGGCUCUGUCUCUCCUCUGUGUGCGGGGCGAGCCAUCGCGCUGGAAAGAAAUGCAGCGCUAGAGCCGACGUGGCAAGUGAAAGCCCUCCAGUGCACACCAUUACCAUGCACUCCUGUCCAGCAGCAGAAUGGUCACUUUGUUCCCAUGCACACCAGCAGCGUCUUGUUGGCAGAAGAUGAAUGUUAACCCCCUGGGAGCUGGCAUCCCACGCCACCACAGUGUGACUCAUUGCCCAUGACAGUAGUGUUGUGUAGUCCAACGUUCGUGUGGACUCCAAAUGACCCGCCUCAAUCCACCUCACUUAAGAGUCCACAACUGUCAUACACGGUGCAGGAAUGUUGUCAUGAUGGAAAGCUUUACCUGAAUAAAACUUUGCCCUCUUCACCAAGAUGAGGAACAUGUCACCUGAAGCAUACGUCUUACAUCCCUACUUGUAUUGUUGUUGGCCCUCCAUGACACACAAAGACACUCCACACCAGCCACAAAGCGUCAACCACGGAACACAUGCCACAACUCGCCCACUGAGGCAGACACCAGCAGUGCAAUAGUCACUCAUUCUUACUAUAACUUCACACACAAAUAUAAACUCAAUCUCCAUAAAGACAAAUAUCAAAAUCUCCAGAAAGAUAAAGUCAUUAAAGAAGUAAAAGAAAUCCAACUUGUUAUUUUCAUCCGCUAGAUUUGAAAAAGAGAAGCUAACCUACCAGUUGAUGAAAGAGCAACAGCAGCCAUCCUGAGGCCAUGCCAUGUACAGAGUGUGGCAGCACCGUCUGGCCGGCCGUCCUCAGCAUCAUAGUGCACAGUAGCAAUGACACACACACACAAAGGAUGAUGGGGGCACACCACUCACUCUGAAAAAUAUAUAUGGUUGGAGUCUUCUUCAAGUAACACAAAGGAACAGAAAGAGCAAGAGGGAGGGACUUGAGGGCAUGAUGAUCCCUGAGCAAACAAAGCUGUCUUCAUUCUUUGGUAAACUAGAAAAAAUACCUAGACACACUAUCAUAUUAAUUCCUACAAAUGAUGUAUGCUACAGUUAAUAUUCAGUGUUAUCAUGCACAUCACAACACUAUAAUUCCCUCUCAGAGAAGGAGGAUGGCAAACAGGUGAUUCUUUCAAUGCAUCACUGUCAAGAAUUUAUUCCUUGACUGUGAAUUUCCUAGCAGAAGACCUCACCAAGCUACAGGAAUGGAUCAAAAAGUGGCUGCUACAAUUCAAUGAAGAAAAAUGUAAAGUCCUGCACCUUGGGAGGGGAUAUCCAGCACACCAAUACCACAUGGGAAACACUCCACUAUCCACCACAGAGGCAGAGAAAGACAUGGGACUAUAUGUUACCAGGCUACCAGUGAAAGCCAAAGUCAUUCCAAUCACAGCAGAUGGGUUAAACAGAGAACAAAGUAAUCAUCUCAUAUAAAGAAAUAUCCAAUGCCAUGACUUGAUCCGGUCACUUAAUAAAGGCUUUCAAAACAAAGAGCGCAAACAAGAAGUGGAUCUAACUGUGAGCAUGAGAGCAAAUGUCUGUGAUGGCCGAGUGACAAGUUAUGGUUCCCCUCCCACUCAUCUCCUUUACCUACCUCAGUCUCCCUCAUGCAAAUCUCUCACUCUUACUUUACUCUGUGGGGUCUAGAAACAUUACCUAACUUACUUUGCCUCCAAAUCAUCACUACGGGACACUUUUAGGCUCUUUGAAGCUGUGAUGAAAGCAACAUAAAGUAAUACUAAUGACAUAUCUACCAAGAAUAUUACCGGCAAUAUGUUAACCCUCCUAUAUCGGUCAUGUGUUACUUCGUUUUUGUUCCAAGACUGUGAGCUUUGGUGGCCUCGGAAGCGAAUGCACCCACCAUGUACACUACACUUCUUCAGUAACUCCAUUUGCCUUGACUUUUGAGUGGGCAUAAAUAUAUCACUGGAUUAAAAAUAGAACUGUCAAUAAGGUGGAUAGGAGAAGUUUGUAAAAUAUUGUCAUUAUUUUGUUUAUUUUGUCUCUGGAAAUCACCUAAAUGAAUGCGUCAUAACCUCCCCAUUCAAGAACCUUUUCCUGCAAGGUUUCAACACGCUGCACAUCCUUUGAACCAUCUGUCCACGAGCUUUCCAAUGCUGGUGUUCCUAUUUUGACAAAUGGAAGUUUUAAAGAAAAUAGAGGUGGUCACAAUUUCAACGCCCUGCAUGAGCACCCUACGAGCCUGCUGCCUGGAGGACAUGAGACAGGAAAACAUGUAACAGUCAGCCUGUUGUGACCAGCUACAAAGGCAACAAUUAAUUUUUGGGAGAAACUUAUGUUGAAUCAUUUGAUGCAAAUUUGAUGCAUUUAGGUUUGUAAUUUUAUUUUCUACGAGGCUGUAAAUUAUUUUCAGCCUGUUUAUGUGUUCGGUGAAUCAUUGCAUGAAGGCUGACAAAUAAAGGUGUCCCAUGUGAGAGGAUAGAUAUGAGUCCUCUUUCAAUUAUGUAACUUUAAAAUUCUUUCGCUGGUUUAGUUUCUAACAGGAAAUACAAGCCAUUAAAUUUCAAAAGACACAAUCACAGCUUUUGUCUGUUUUUUCAUUUUGCAUCAGACUAGAACUCAAUAUCUGGUAUUCCAGCCAUAAGAAACAAGCCAUGAACCAUGUUUUUUUACUUGGCAUCUAAGACAGGUGUGGCAGGAAUCAACAUUAGGUGCUGGGGCAGGUAGCACAUGGCCUUUCUCCUUCCACACCAACCAACACAAACUAUGCCACACACACCUCAUACCCCGACAGCGUAGGCAGUACGUGGCGCCAUCAAAUGUAAUGUUUUCCUACAACAGUGUACAACACACUUUUUGAGGUGAAGACGCAGUAAUGGUAUGGAGCAUUACCUGUCUGCUUCUUGGCCCACAGAUGUACCACUACAUUGUUCUUAUAAAGAGAGCUAAUAACAUAAGUAAAUGCGUGUUAAGAAACCAUUAUUCCCAAGUAUGGAGGUUCAGUUAUUUCAUUCUUGAGUUAUGAGAAUUACUACAUGGCAAGCAUAACAUACAUGUUACGAGGCCAGUGUUCAUGUUGAAAUACCAGUGUUCCCUUGUUUGGAUAUUGGAAAAAUCUGAUCUUUGUUUGAAGUCUUUUUCCUUUUCCAAGUCUCAUGCUAACACCUGUUUUGUAGCCCAAGACAAACAGCUGAGCAAAAGGCAGCACCAGGAUGGGUCACCACAGAUCCACGUGAUUUAUGUACACCCGUGUGCUUCUGAAACCACUGCUAUGUUCCUUUGUUUGGAAACAUUCGUUUUUUUAUGUAUCGUGUACACUUUUCCCUCAUAAUGUUUUAUAUCUUUGAGGUACCAAUAAACCUUUUGUUCAACUGUUUGCAAACAUUCACCUUUUUAAAUAACACAAAAUUUUCCGUCACGAUGUUCUGUAUCUCCGACAAACAUUCACUGGAGGGAGAGAAGCAAAACAGUGCUGCCUUGAUCCUCGACACAAGGCUGGCACGACGCCUUCCCUCCAGCAACACCCACCGAUAAUUUUCAUGACUUAGAGUGUUUGCCACAUCAUGCACGCCUUGCCAGGCAGCGCCCGGUCCAAGGAAAACAAUCUGGAAGACUGAGCCGAUGCACAAAAAUUAAAUAUUCUCAAAGGACAAUGUGAUUACUAAAUUUAAUUUUGAUGAUUUAGUUUUAAUUCCUCGGCCCAAUUAUCCAGAGGAUGGAGAUGCAGCAAGUACUGCCUGAAAGGACGUGCACCGAUUUGUAAGCAUACGUACAUUACAGAAAAUUCUUCCUUAGCUGACGGAAUUUCUGACAGGUGAAGAAAUUUACAUAUAUGCAUUCCCUUCCUCUCCUGCAACUGAAAGUCAUUAUGAAGACAGCAACAUGAGUGUAGCCAAUAUCACCUGACCCACCGCUACCCUGCCCAUGAUCAACAGGUGCAGGGGUGAAGGGAUGCAGGGAGAGGCAGUCUGUGUGGCCCCCUGCAGGUAAACCCAUUCACCCUGUUCCUGUGAGCACUGGUGCAGGAGUGGGGGUAUAACUUGAGGGGCAGCCUGUGUGGCCCCCUAUAGCUAAAGGAAAGUUCUCAUUAGUAUUACUGUUUUUUGUCCAAUUUUGUCCAAGAAUCAAAUUGUUUGUUUCCAUUAUAAUCAUUCUGCCUGCCGACGCGCCUCCCUCUCCUGGGCGGGCGGAGCCAGACACUCCACACUCACUGUACAGCAACACAGAUCAAUAAACCUUGUGCCAUUUUA
Eriocheir sinensis (Chinese mitten crab) is the source of this 9638-nucleotide messenger RNA. Its product is annotated as pikachurin-like. NCBI's taxonomy places the organism in Eukaryota, Metazoa, Arthropoda, Malacostraca, Decapoda, Varunidae. The record is from RefSeq and is a predicted model, not a curated record. The coding region runs from base 116 to 2674 and encodes 852 amino acids. Gene Ontology annotation, molecular function: calcium ion binding. The transcript has 14 exons.